UGGUAUAGAAAUAGGAAAAUCAAAAAAAAAAAAAAACAUUUCUCAAAAUUUCGGCGCCUCCAUUUUACAGCCUUUGAAAGUUCAGACAAAAAAUGGGUGUUAAAGAAACCGACCCGCUUUCCCAGCUCAGCUUGCCGCCGGGUUUCCGGUUUUACCCGACCGACGAGGAGCUCCUCGUUCAGUACCUCUGCAAGAAAGUCGCCGGCCACGAUUUCUCCCUGAGGAUCAUCGGAGAAAUCGAUUUGUACAAGUUUGACCCGUGGGUUCUCCCAAGCAAGGCGACUUUUGGCGAGAAGGAGUGGUAUUUCUUCAGCCCUAGGGAUCGGAAAUACCCGAAUGGGUCGAGGCCCAAUCGGGUUGCUGGGUCCGGGUACUGGAAAGCCACCGGAACUGAUAAGGUGAUCACCACUGAAGGGAGAAAGGUUGGGAUUAAGAAGGCUCUGGUUUUCUACGUCGGAAAAGCUCCCAAAGGAUCCAAGACUAAUUGGAUCAUGCAUGAGUAUCGCCUCUCUGAUGCUCCUAAGAAAACUGGAAGUUCUCGGCUGGAUGAAUGGGUGCUGUGCCGGAUUUACAAGAAGCAUUCAAGCGCUGAGAAAGCCAUCUCCGGCGGGGUGCCGAGUAAGGAGCAUAGCCACGGCUCGCCGUCGUCGACUUCCUCGCAGUUCGACGACAUGCUGGUGGCAUUGCCAGAGCUCGACGACCAGUCUUUCGUGCUUCCGGCGAUGAACAAUCUGAAACAGGAAGAACAGGUGGAUCUGCAUGAGCUGGGCCCCAUGAGUUUCGACUGGAACACCAUCUCCGCCGCCCAACCCACUCUCCCGGAUUUCUCUGCCGGCGCCGUCGCCGGAAACCAAGUUUCAGCUGCUCAGGUGACCGGAAACGGCGUGAACUACCAAAAUGACGUUUUUGCCCAUGCUCUGGCGAUGAACUUUCAAGCCCCAGACGAUGAAGUUCAGAGUGGGCUCAGGAGUUUCUUCCUCCCACAGAGCUUUUCAAACUCACCCGACCCGUUUGGCAUCCGUUACCCGACCCAGUCUCCCAGCAUGGGGUUCCGACCGUGAAUAUCAGCAAAGUUUAGGGGCCUGUAUAGCAAAAAAAAAAAAAAAAAAAACUCAAGGGCUUGUUUGUUUGGAAUAGAAAUGAGUGUAAAGGGAGGAAGAAAAAAGUUUACUGCAUUUUGUUGUUUGUAUGCUUAGGUUUAUAUUAGAAUGCACAGACCAAACAGUGAACCAAGAAUGUCUUUUGUCUGUCCAUUGCACAAUAAAUCUCCAUCUGUGUUUUGUUUUCCAACUUUCAAUGAUAUAUGUUUUGUUGUGAUUAAAUUAA
Ipomoea triloba (trilobed morning glory) is the source of this 1326-nucleotide messenger RNA. Its product is annotated as NAC domain-containing protein JA2L-like. Gene Ontology annotation, molecular function: DNA binding. The record is from RefSeq and is a predicted model, not a curated record. The transcript has 3 exons. Gene Ontology annotation, biological process: regulation of DNA-templated transcription. Bases 93 to 1061 code for a protein of 322 amino acids. Lineage: Eukaryota; Viridiplantae; Streptophyta; Magnoliopsida; Solanales; Convolvulaceae.